Drosophila rhopaloa is the source of this 7288-nucleotide messenger RNA. RefSeq lists its product as uncharacterized. The coding region runs from base 515 to 3625 and encodes 1036 amino acids. NCBI's taxonomy places the organism in Eukaryota, Metazoa, Arthropoda, Insecta, Diptera, Drosophilidae. The transcript is spliced from 6 exons. The record is from RefSeq and is a predicted model, not a curated record.
UGUUGCGGGUGGACGCCGUUACCGUUACUCCGCGUAUGCGUAUCCGUGUGUCUGUCCGCGUUACCCGUCCGUGUCCGUGUGUGGGUGUAGGUGCGAAUGUGUGUGUGGCUUUAGUCGCGUGUCGUCGCCGCUUUCAUGUAAAACGAAGAAUGUGCAAAAGCCAAAAAACUUGAUUUGUGCGCACGGCCAGCCGUAAAUCAAUUUAACAAUAUCAAUUCGGUCGUAAAACCGUUUGAAAAAAUCACGUCUAAACGAAUUUAUCCAUAUAAAAAACCAUGCAGCCGAAGUGUUAAUGUUAAUCGAGAAACUACAACAAAGCCAGAGAAAACAAUAUGUGAGGCGACUUAAAAAGUUAGCUCUGCCACUCGAAAAGAUGGCCGCCAGGAUGUGCAGCGUCGCUUCCAUCGUCAUCAUCAUCUAGUUGCAGCAGCAGUCACAGAUACUCACUGAUACAGUUACAGACACAGAUACACACGCACACCAAUGCAGCUGGCAGCCAGACACUCGCACACCAAUGCCAGUUCCUCUUAAAGGCUGGAUGUAUCCCAUGUCAGUUUCAUUUAUGAGUUUUAGUAUUAAAACUACCGAAGCUCAUUCGGAGCCCACCAAAAAGCAUUCGACUGUUGUUCCACGGAGCCUAAAAAAAGAGACAGGUGGAGCAGCGGUUGGCGCCCAUCACGGCCACCAUUUGGCGGCUGGGGCGCGCAAGCCCAAGCUGCGGCGCUUUAACUCCCACGACACCAGCUCCAAUAUGUUCUCGGUGGCGGAUUUCGAGAAUGCCCGCCUGGCCCGCCGCAAUGAGAUCGAGUUGAACCAGCGGUUGGCGCGACGCCAGCGCGGCAGCGCCAACAACAGCACAUACGGCUUGGGAGCGGGAUCGGGAUCAGGAUUGGCGGGGGGCGGGUAUUCCGGAUUCUGUGGCGGUCUCAAUGGCAGCGGCGAUUACUCCACCGGCGACAGCAAGGCCUCCAAGGGCAGCAGCGAGUCGCAGCAGGAAGCUCUGCCCGCCGAUGUGUUUCUUGAGCGAAAUUCUCUACCCCGUGUCGUACGCAUCUUGCACGCUGGCAAGAUUUCGAAUGAAACUCUGCAAUCCAGCUCAUCGCAUGGCUCCUCCACGGCGGCUUCGAGCAGCUCCUCGACUGGAGCGAAUCCGGCUGGCGGUGGUGGAAAUAUUUCCAGUGGCAACAUUGACACCGGCACCCAUUCAUCGUCCAGCGGAGGAAGCGGUACCGGAACCGGAACUGGCUCUGGUCCUGGUCCUGGACACCAAAUCAACAACAGUCGCCACAGCAGCAAUGGUGGCACACCACCCGGACACGAUGAGCUUUUUCUGCUCUACAGGCUGGUGCGACAGCGUAACAUCUACCACGGACACAAUGCCAAGACUCAGGCUUCGCAGCGCAAAAAGACUGUGCUCAUUCCACAGGAGUUUCCGGGUUACUUUUCGCUGCUGAGCGAGAAGGGUCUGCCCACGGCCACGCAGUACGGAUCUCUGAUACAGCUGGUGCGGGAACGUGUCUACAAGUUUGCCUCGGUGGACAACAUGCCGGCGUUUACUGAAUCCUCGCCCAGCAAUGCAAGUAGUCCAACGCACGAGGGCUGUCUGCCCAUAAUCAAGGGGCGUCCACAGUAUGUUAAAACGACUGCAAGGGGCGGACAGGUGUUCCGCCUUCUGGCCGUCUUCGAGGAUGGCAAACAGGAGCAGAGCCAGAAUAAUAUGUCGCAGCACGGCAACAUUAAUGCACCCAAGUCUCAUGGUAGUAGCUACAUGGGACGCGAAAAGGAAAAGAACCGAUACGCUCAAUUGCUAAAUGAGAACCGGCAGGUGAUGUACGUCCCACUGUCCACCAAGGGCAAGUUUUACGAGAUCGAACCGGGAAUCCCACAGCUGCUCCAGAAGUUGGGCGAUGCCCAGCGCAAGCUAAAUCCGGAGUGUGUGCAUCGAUUGGGUGCUUUGGUAACGGCGGCUAAGCAGUUGCCGCUGACACUGCGAUAUAUUUCGGGUCCCAGCGGUUCCGACAUUCCCGAGCAGCUGUGCAUUAGUCAGGUGAGCAAGGAGGAUGUGGUCGUUGGCUGUUCCAUUGAGGACGUGGACGCCCAGACGCCCCUGCAGCUGAGGAAGUUCCAUCCCAGUCGAGAUAUGCAGCUGGUAAAGAGUUAUCUGGGCUUUGACUCCGAGCAGCGAAUGCUUGCCAACACAAAUGUGCAGAAUAUGCUAAAGUUCUGUCAAUUUAACUGCGAUCCGUUCCUGAAGUUGGUGGAGAUUGAGUUGAUUCAACGAUCGGAACGUUCGGGAAGCAAGAAUCGGGAGGGCCUACGAAUUUUGAAACCAUUGCAUUUCCCAAAGAUCUUAAGACGCGAGAAGAGCACCAUGGCAGCUGCGCACGAGAAAGAGGAUUCCAUUAUAUUCCUCAGCAAAUCCGAUCUGGAGAAUAUGGAGGCCAAGGAGGCAGCGGCGGCUUCUGCAGCUCAGUCGGAAUCCAGUCUGAAUCGCAUCUCUGAACGCAUGCGUGUGUUUCAGUCCACCAAAAAGAAGUGGUUCGGCAAACAUCAUCCUCAGCAGCAGCAGCAGCAAUUGGUAGAGAAACAACAAUCUGUCUUGGAUCUGGAUGAGCAGGCCAAGCGAAUGAGCAUGGAGCGCUAUACGGACAUGUCUAAGCUGCUGCAGGAGCGUUUCGGCUCGGAUCCAGAGCAACCAGAACAGGAUGUCAUAUCUCUAAACAGCACCGCAGCCUCCGAUACUGAGACCACAAUGCUAACCAACAUGGAGCCCAAAUCGUUGGAUACGUUGCUGCAAAAGUCCAUGUCCCUGCAGGACAUUGAGCUGUUGAAUGGCCAGUGCAAGCCGCGUCCCGAUCUGCUGGCCAGCCACAAUCACUCGGAUGCCAUCAGCGAGGCGGGUACCGAGCUGGAGGAUGUGGAGAACCAGACACCGCCCCCACAGUCCUUCAUCACGGAGAAGCUCUACAACGAGUUCCAUGUGAAGACCCGGCAGUACAGCAAGUCAUCGUCAAGCUUGCACCAGUUGCGCCAUUUUUCGUUGCCACAAAAGUUGCAGCUCCACGAGGCGGAGAAGGAGAAGCGCCAUUUGAUGCUGCUAAAGGCGCAGCAGCAGUCAAUGGCCAAGGAGCCAAUUACUGGAAGAAGGGCAGCGGGUGGAGUUUGUCUUUUGGGUGGAGGACUCAACCACCUGCCGAUUUCGCCCGCUUCGCUGGUGGAAGAUGAUCUUCCAUACUCAAGUGUGCGCGAUUCCCUGGUAAUUUCCGGCGAGGACUGUCUGCGAUCGGAGUCCGCCAGCAGACCAGUUCCGGCUGUGGACUACACCAAGGAGAAUAUAUAUGCGGAGAUCUGUCCCUCGCACACUGUGGACACUUUUUCGGGCGCCACUCAGUUUACCCAUCUGCAGGACGAUGAUGGGGAUUACGCAUCGCUAAAGUACUCGGUUAAUGGACCACAGUCUGUCAGUCGCAUCGAGGUGAAUGGAGCGACGACGGCGGUGAAGAGCAGCGCCAUUAGCUACCACACCGUCUACCUGGGCGAGGAACCGCUGGGCGAGAGACAUGCUGCCCACAUCACCACCGUGGAGCUGGCCGGAGAGGAUAACAUUUACAAUACGCUCAAAUGAUGACUCAUGUGAUUCCGGCGACGUAAGUUUGCCGGCGCCAAGGGCCUGUUUUAAAGACGCCUAUGGACAAAGGACAAACAAGGGGAGGGGCCUCUCACACAUGAUCCUACCCAAGGCCUUCUCACUGUCUUGUACUCGAAAGGAAUUCAUUUAAUUUUCUUAGUAAUCAAUCUCAAAAAAACACUGAUAAAUUCAAACUUUAUAAAAUAUUCAAUUAAUUUGAAUACUCACUAUAUUUAUCUAUUGCCAAUUAGGCUUAAUUUUCAAUCAAUGAAAACCUAUUUUAUUCUUUUUUUGUUUUUAAUGUGUAUUUCUCAGUAAAGUACUUUGUAGAAUUUAUGUUAUAAUUUUGAUAAAGUUACUUACAGAGCUAAAGUCAAGGAAAAAUGAUCUUUUAUAGCGCCUUAUAAAUGUUUUAUCCUCUAAUUCAAUUGAAGUUUGGUUGAGGUUGAUUUUAUGUUUGAAUAAUUUUAAUAUAAUACACCGUACUUUAACUUAUGGCAGGAUUAACAUCCAACAAAAUUUCGAGUACAAGAUAAUGAUAAAAUAAUAUUUUAAACAGUGAAUAUUUGAAUAAACCCAUUUUUUUUCGCUGCAAGGCUUUGUUUAAGAUCUGUAUGAUUUUGUGGAUAGGCUUUUAAAUGGAUCAGCCACUAUCAAAUGAAUUUAUAUUUUAAUUUGUAUACAAUAUUAAGAAAUGGUUGCAGCUAAAAACGCCUUUUGAGUACGUAGUCAUAAAUCUGUGAAGGCUCUUCCCAAUUUAAAGAAAAACACAUUUUUUUGUCUGCCCUCUGACCAUGGCUUGGAGGAGCUUGGAGUAAUAUUUAAUCAUUCAAACUAUAUUUAAUGCAAGUCGAAUGCGCUGAUGCACAAAAACAAAACACAAGAGAAAAGUAUCUUAUUUUGCGUUUUAAUAGAAAAACAAACACGAAACGGAUUAUGUAUUGUGAAUUCAAACAGAAUUUGAAUCUGGGUUAACAAACACCUAAACAAAAACGGAAAGAAAAAUCUCUAUCGUAACAAAUAAUUACAUAUAUAUUUGUAGCUAGUAGUAUUAGCAUAGGGAUCAUCUUUGUAAAUGAGACGUCGCUGUGGACGACGAAAAACCCCCUUGAAAUGACAAAAGAAAUUGUAAUAUUAUUAUUAACCAAGUGAAGACAAGCAAUUUUGUAUUGUAAUCUAUAUUUGGGUGGCUCCAUUGCGCCACCAGUCCACCACCUUCGACACAUUAAACACCCCAAUCCCCAACCCAUACAAAAAACAUCAUUAUGAAACUGAACAUUUGAAAAUUGCAAUAUUAUACAAUUGUAUACAUUACUUAUAUAUAGCUAUACUUAUACACAUAUACUUACAUACAUACAAUAUGGAAAUCUUAGUGCAAACCUAAGGUAUUAUUAGCUCGUAGGCAAUCAACAAGUCAAAUCAAAUCAUAAGAGAUAUAUAUCUACAUAUGCAUAUAUUGUAUAUUUGUAAAAUAGCAUAAACUUUUAGGGCAAAAUGCCAAACUUUUACACGAUCUCUCGUAUUUUGUCGUUCUUUUUUGGAAACCCAUUAACUUGGACUUGUUGGGUUCACUUGUUUGUACCGUCCCAACAAUUCCAAGUUGAUCAAACAAAACGAUUACAUCAAAGUGCGGGCAUGUCCACACAGCAUUGUAAAUAUUUGAAUGAGUCUGGUUGUCCGUUUCGUUUAAUGCCUGUAAAUUAAAUUGUGCAGGAAGCCUAUCAGAGAACUUUCAAUACAAACACAUAUUUGACAUACCAAUAAGUAACUUUAUCGAGCCAUAUUGAAGUGCAGUCUCAAAGUAGAGUUUAGACUUUAAGAUCCAGUUUCUAGUCUUAAUUUGAAAACAAAUAUGAAACCGUUUCGAACCAGAGACAUGCCGAACUUUUACUUGUGUAAUGAAUGACUUCGGUAUCCCGGAGGAUUCUUCAAUAUAUACACUUUCAAUUGGGUACUACAUAAAUAAAUAUUUAGCAAGAACUUAUGAUUUUUUAUUUUAUUUCAUUUGACACCACAACCAAUACAAUAACCAUUUCUGAUUCGAAACUGAAACACUUUUUAUUUCACUCCCCAAUAUGGCAUAAGAUCAAGGUGGAAAAUAAUUCAAUAAAUAUUUUAAGGAAAGUCUAGAGUAACCAAAAACCCUGUAUAAAAUGAAGCAAUACUCACAAAAUAGCUAUGAUACUAGUUGUAAAACCUCUCUGACGAUGCAACAAUGCGGCAGCAACAAGUUCAGUCAGUGUGUGUGAUAGUAGCUAAGUAACGAGGGUACUUGCUAUCUGAAUAUCGGUGUUUUGUACAUAAAUAGGAACGAGGCGUAACCCAGCCCCAGGCAUAUUAUGCGUAAUGUGUACUAAGAGUACUCAGUGGCGGUUACUUUGCAUUUCAUAGUUGGUAGACAGGCUUCGCUGAAGCGCAAGGGUGAUAAAAUGUUGAAAGUGAGCGUUGACACGCAUUCAAUCUUUUUUGUCCUCAACCAGAUCAGCUUUGUGUUAUAAAUAGAUGUAUCAUCUGUGUUUGCAGAUAAUAUUAAAGAUAAAGAAUACUUGACAACUAACAACCCGCCAGCAUAUAAAUUGGUGUGAUAAUAAUGUAUAACAGAAAAUAAUGUGAAUUAUAAUUAGAGGUCAGUUUUAAAUUUUUUUUAGAGAAGUACGGAAAAAAUAUCUAUCAGAUAUGCGCAAAUAACAUUUUAAACGGAUGUUUUAUUAAUGACGAAAUAACAUAACAUGUCGCAUGUAAUAUUUAUUUUUAGCAGCUUAAAAUACAGCCACUAAUAACACGGAUACAAAGCUAGAAUGUUAUAGAAAUCAAGCAUUAUCAGGAAUUUUUACGGAAAGGAAGAACAAAUGAUUGCACUGAAAGGGGCCCUCAGAAUGCCGCCCGAACAGGCCUUUAAUAUACUUUGUUGCAGCUUAUAGUGAGGCAAUACAAAUUUCAAUAAGAAUUUAAUCGAUUAUAGAAAUGGAGAAACGAACAAAACCAACUAAGUAAUCAUGUUUUUGGUGUCUAUGUUAAUCCCUAGAAAUUCACACACGAUUAAUCAAUUAGAAAUCAAUGUCAAACAGUAGUAGUGCCCACACAGCAGCAAAUAUAGAUAAACAAGUAUUUAAAAUAUGUAUUCAUAAAUUUGAAAAAUAUAACCUUGUAGCACUUUUAGAUCCUCAACAAAGAAACAAAGACCCAACUUUAGGUAUUCACGAAAAAAAGAAGAUGAUUUUUGGAACUGAGCGCUGAUCGAUAUUUUAGAAGAGCCCUGCUCUGGCUUGGCAUGACUGAAUUGAGAAGAUGAGAACUAAAUUGAAACGAAUUGAAUUCUAAUAAAAUGUUUGGAAAUGGGUACACGAAUACACACAUAGAAACACACAUAUAAGGAAAACUGAUACGAUAUUACUGUUAUAGUAGGAUCUUUUUCUAAACGCUGACCAUGGAAAAUAUGCAAGAAGUACUGCUUUAACAGCAGCUUAGUGACCUCAGCAAAGGCAGCUCACUUCAACAGAUUAACUCUAACUGAGGCCACCCAAUCAAGUCUAGCAUACAAAUUUAUAUUUCACGUUGUACUUAUAUUUACCUAGAUAAAAAAAAAAUUACACACAAAAAUCCCUUUGGAAAACAUGUUUAAACCCAUACAAGUGAAAUAAACUAAAAUACCUUUUCAAA